UGCUCUACGCCGCGGGGGCAAAACCCGGAGGAGCUGCCCCAGCCAGAAGAGCGGCCCCCGCAGCCUUGCUGCGCAUGCUCACGCCGUGACCCCGGCCUGAGGUGACGGCGCGAGCUGAGGCGGGGGCCCUCGGCACAGAGGCUGAGGGACCCGUCUUGGCGCUGUCGCUGGAGAGGGAGGGCCGGCUGCCGUCGGCCAAAAGCCAAGGAGCCCUCAGUGACCGUGGGAUCCACGACACCUCCACUUCACUGUCUCUACACAGCCAGGGCAGCAUCAGUACCAGCUCAGACACAAGGACAGUACCACUGGACUCCAGGUUCCUUGCCUGGGAGUAGGAGAAAUCCACCUGCUGGGGGCUGAGUGCAGCUUGAAGGACAGGCCCUGGGUCCCGGGAUGCCCCUGCCCGAGUCCAACGAGCAGGAGGGCGAGAGCGUGAAGGCUGGCCAGGAGCCAUCUCCCAAGCCAGGCACAGACGUCGUCCCUGCAACAGCAGCCCCGAGGAAGCCCAGAAAGUUCUCCAAACUGGUCCUGCUCACAGCCUCCAAAGACAGCGCCAAGGUGGAGGGGGCCAAGCGCAAGGGCGUGCACUGUGUCAUGUCCCUGGGGGUGCCGGGCCCCGCCACUCUUGCCAAGGCCCUCCUCCAGACCCACCCUGAGGCCCAGAGGGCCAUCGAGGCGCCCCCACAGGAGCCUGAGCAGAAACGCAGCAGGCAGGACCCAGGCGCAGGCGGAAAAGAAGACAGUGGAUUAGCAGCGGGGCCUCCUGAGGCUGCCGGAGAGAACUCUGUCCUCUGCCCCGUGGUGCCAGGCACAUCCUUGUAACCUUGACAACAGGUGCAUCCUCCCAGCAUCGUUUCUGCUGCUUGAUGCCCACUGCAGGGAUGAGUGAAAGCACCAGCUCCAAUGGCCAGACACAUCCCCGUUGCUUCCAGGUUGUAAGCAAUCCUGAAAUAGCCCUGUAUGUUCCUAGGACAUAGUUCUGGCAGUGAGAUUGCCACACUGGAAGGAUGCAACUUACGUUCAACCCAUGGCCUGCGAAUGCCAACUCUCCAGCAUUUGUCCACACCCAGUUUUAUCGUUAAGAAGAAAACAGUAAUAACGCAUCCUCCGCUUGGCACUUGUGUGCGCAGACUCUUCACUUUUCACCUGGAGGUCUCAUUUUCCUUGGACAGCACCAAACGCUCUGCAGGGCCUCAUCCGGGUUCAGGGUCGGAAACUGGAGACGAUGUUCCUGGCGGCCGGGAGAGGGCGCGCGCGGACUCAGCGGCCGCCUAGCAGUCUCCCCAGGACGCAGGCAGGGCGCGCAACCUGGAGUGCGGUUCUGCCCCGCAGCCUCCGUCCCGCUCCGCCCUCCCGCCUGAUGCCCACCUGGGCUCCUGAAGACCCAGACACCGGCUCUAAGUUGCUUUC
Sapajus apella (tufted capuchin) is the source of this 1410-nucleotide messenger RNA. It is a transcript of the gene FLYWCH2, whose product is annotated as FLYWCH family member 2. The transcript has 5 exons. NCBI's taxonomy places the organism in Eukaryota, Metazoa, Chordata, Mammalia, Primates, Cebidae. The record is from RefSeq and is a predicted model, not a curated record. The coding region runs from base 394 to 822 and encodes 142 amino acids.